Molecule: messenger RNA, 198 nt
Organism: Effrenium voratum
Lineage: Eukaryota; Dinophyceae; Suessiales; Symbiodiniaceae
Source: the annotation of a GenBank genome assembly
AUGGAAAAGCGGCUGGACCUCAAACUUACGGCCAACCGACAUGUCGUGGGCGUCCUUCGAGGUUACGACCAGUUCAUGAACAUUGUGCUGGACAACACCGUUGAGAUUGUAUCGCCAACGGAGAAGAACGAAAUCGGCAUGGUGGUCAUCCGCGGAAACAGCAUCAUGAUGUGGGAGUGCCUGGACAGAGUGAAGUGA